GAAUAACUUACGUUCAGUUGCAGUUGUGCAACUAGAGGAUAAGAAAACUUGGCAGAAAAAGUCCUAUCCCAGCAGUAGCAGCAUGAGAUGAAGAAAAAAACACUGAUACAGAUAAGCAGAAAGGAAAUUGGCAUUUUCUCGAAGUGAGCAGCUGCUGUGAGCUAUUGUGUUUGAUUGAAGUGGAAGUAGUAAUACAGUGAUUAAUCAAGCGUAGAGCUCAAGCGAGCUUUGAAGUUUUAGUUCGCUGCGCUUCGUGUCACUGUGCAUGAUAGUAGACAGACAGACAGCCACCCAGUUUCCCAGGCAGGCCUUGUGCACAGGAGUAGUGAAUAGGCUUUUAAUUAGAUUUGAAUGAGGUGGAAGGUGGUAGGAGAAGAAAACGCGAAGCGAAAAGAAAAUUACCCCUCGUUUACGGUCGGCGUUACAUUUGCCAAUUAGGUGUGCUCCACUGUGAGGUGCUCCUUCCUAGUGUUGGCGGAGUUUCGAGUGCAAAAACGCAGUGCUCAGCAUGUUUGGGUUGUAGUUUGCCAGAAACAGAACAGCGGAAAGAUACUACCACCCCGUGUCGAAAAACACAGACAGACAGAAGCAGCGGCAAAAUCUAGCCUAGCUUCGCGUGAGUAACGACGACGUACCGUUUGUCGAAUUGAGUGGCAUACAGUGUUUAGUGUUUCGAUAACAAGAUUACAUAAAACAUUCAUUGCGCCAAGGAAAGAACGGACAGAGUAAGGGGCUCCGAUGGACGGGGACGGUUGGCUGACUGACUGACUGACUGAAUGGAAAAAUGUCGUAGCACAGCAGGGCUUAGGAAAGUGUCCCGUUCCAGCACGAGCAACAGCAGCAGCAGUAGCACGCAUCAGGAAACUUGCCGUAAAAAGAUUGUACGGAGCUUCCCCCCACAGUGUCCUGGUUGGUGAGUGAUUACUUGGCUUCCACCUAGAUAGACUUCGACCGGUCUCGAACGGGGAAGAAGACCAUGCCAUUUGAGCGACCGUCAGCCGGGAAGCAGUUGAUUCUCGGUUGUUUGUCAUUCAUUGUGGAAAAAGUCCCAGUCUAGAACGAGCGAACGAACGAGCUACGCGUAUUUUUUUAUGGCAAAGUGAUUAGAAGGAAGGAAUAAAUUGCAUAACGAUUACACUGCUACUGGGGGAAAACUGUUUGCCAAGCCCAGCAGCGCCGUAGGCGAUGUAUACAACAGUGACAGCAGCAGCAGCAGCAGUAACAGGCUUGAAACUUUCUUUUUAAACCCGUCAGUAACGACGACUGCGCCGCCAUGUUGAUAAAGGAAUACCGAAUACCGCUCCCACUGACGGUGGAGGAAUAUCGGAUAGCACAGCUGUAUAUGAUAGCGAAAAAAUCCCGCGAAGAGAGCAAAGGUGCCGGCAGUGGGGUGGAGAUCAUCGUCAACGAACCGUACCAGGAUGGGCCGGGUGGCAAUGGGCAGUACACGCGCAAGAUCUACCACGUCGGCAGUCACCUGCCCGGUUGGAUCAAGGGACUGCUGCCGAAGAGUGCGCUCACAGUGGAGGAGGAAGCCUGGAAUGCCUACCCGUACACCAAAACGCGCUACACCUGUCCGUUCGUGGAGAAGUUCUCGCUGGAGAUUGAAACGUACUACUUUGCCGACAACGGACACCAGGAGAAUGUGUUCCAACUGAACGGUGGCGAUCUUCGGAAUCGAAUAGUGGAUAUCAUUGAUAUUGUGAAGGAUCAACUCACGGGGGCGGAUUAUAUUCAAGAGGAGGACCCGACACUGUACGUCUCGGCAAAGACCGCCCGGGGACCGCUAGGGGAGAGUUGGCUUGCGGACUACUGGGAAGAAGUGCGUGGAAAGACGCAGCCCACGUCUCAGAACAUGUCGUUGAUGUGUGCUUACAAACUGUGUCGGGUUGAGUUCCGCUACUGGGGGAUGCAAACCAAGCUGGAGAAAUUUAUUCACGAUGUGGCACUGCGAAAAACAAUGGUCCGUGCCCAUCGACAGGCUUGGGCUUGGCAGGAUGAGUGGUACGGUUUAACCAUGGAUGAUAUCCGGGAAAUCGAACGCCAGACGCAGCUGGCACUGCAGAAGAAAAUGGGCAAUGAGGAUGAUGAAGAUGAGGAAGAUCGUAGCGUAUCGGACAACAACAGCCGUCAGUCGAAUCAGUUCAAUUCGAUCGAGAAAACCGACGAAAACUCCACACCUCAGGUCAUGAAGAAACCUACGAUAGCCCCUCCGUCACCACCGUUACAGCAGCAGCAACAGCAGCAGCACCGACAGCAGACAAUCCUGCAGCCACCACCUAAGGGUAAGCGAAGCUCACGGCAGCCCAUUUCCGACGAGGAUGAAGAGGAAGAGGAAGCGGAAGAAGAGGCUGAACGAGAGGACGAUGAAGCAUCGAAUCGGCGAGGGCGUUCUCUGCAGCAGCAGCAGCAGCAGCAACAGCAAGCGACUAGCAAUCAUUUGUCGAGUGGCAUCAAACUGCAGCACUUUGCCGGCUCAAAGGGACAGCUGCAUUCGCCGCUCGGGUCGACGCAUAGCUUUGAUUUGCAGACCGCCAAUAAUCACAAAGCCUUUCCGAAGAGUGUUGCCAACUGGCGCAUGGAAAAACUGGAAGUGGACUCCAAAUCCGGCUCCGAGGAAGAAUUUUUCGACUGCUUAGGUGAUCUCGGAGAGCAAGCGUCGCUUGCCAAGUGGAGCUCGCUGGAACUGUUGCCCGAGGAGGACGACAGCCCACCGGUGGGUAGCGGUCGUAAUGACGAUGAUUCGAUCUUCAGUCACAGCUACCUGCAGCGUGUGGCAUCGGAACGCGGCAGCCGCCGCCCGACACUGGGAGCAACGUCCAGUAUAGAUCGUAGCGACUCCCCACCUGGUUCUCCGGGACUUCCAUCCUGUCCGACGACCGUGCUGCUACUGGUCAUGCACGCCGGUAGCGUGCUGGACGCUAACUCCGACAUGACGGCAAAGAAAUCGGACGUCACCACCUUUCGGGGGGCGUUCGAGUCGGUCAUGCGACAGCACUAUCCGUCGCUGGUGGGUCACGUGGCGAUCCGGCUGGUUCCGUGUCCGUCCGUGUGCUGCGAUGCGCUUGGUAUUCUGACCAGCUUGAGCCCGUACUCGUUCGAUGCGUCACCGGCGUCCACCGCCGACAUUCCCAACCUGACCGAUAUUCCGAUCGGAGCGAUCCCCAUGCUGACAACGUGCUCGCCUGAAUUUCAGGACGCGGUCAAUCGAUCGAUCGGUACUGCUAACGUGGUUUACGGGGAGUUCCUGAAGAGUGACGAAGGAAAGGGAUUCAGCGGACAAGUGGCGCUGAUUGGAGAUUCGAUGGGAAGUGUACUGGCUCAUGAUGCACUCUGUAGAGUGAAUGUGAGACACGGAAGCGAAGCUUCCGGUUUGGAUCAUGUUGUGGAUUUUCCGGAGGUGAAUGAUUUGGAUGCCAGCAAACUGUUGACACCGCCUUCGCCACGGCGAAGAUCGUCUUCGACGAGUGACAUUCGAUCGCCGCGGUUCGACUUUGAAGUCGGAGACUUCUUCAUGUUUGGCAGUCCACUGGCGAUUAUUCUGGCCGCACGAAGACUAAGCGAUAGCCGGUAUGGUACGCACAAACCUACCUGUACUCAAAUUUACAAUCUGUUCCAUCCAACGGAUCCGACGGCUUCGCGGCUGGAACCCUUGCUGAGCGCUCGCUUCUCGAUACUGCUUCCGGUGAAUGUGCCACGCUAUGCCAAGUAUCCGCUGGGGAAUGGCCAACCAUAUCAUCUGCUCGAACUCAUCCAAUCAAGUCCACAGAUAUUCAGCGGUGGUCCACAGGGGAGACGCCUGUCGGAUACCUCGAUCCAGAGCGCCACUUCCGGAAUGAUCGAUAACGUACCGCUGUCGACCAUCACCCAACUGCAGCAGCGCUGGUGGGGCGCCAAACGGCUCGAUUACGCUCUCUACUGUCCGGAUGGGUUGAGUAAUUUCCCGGCGCACGCCCUUCCGCAUUUGUUCCACGCCAGCUACUGGGAAUCGAGCGACGUGAUCGCUUUUAUCCUCCGGCAGAUCGGACGCUUCGAUAGUCUAACCUUGGUUGGACCGGACGACAAGGACGUUUCGUCGUUCCGGCCUGCUCAACCGCGGGAAAAGUGGAACAAAAAGCGAACCUCGGUUAAGCUGAAAAACGUCACCGCAAACCACCGAGCCAACGACGUGAUUGUGAAGGAUGGUGAACCGCAGAAACUGGUUGCACGUUUUAUGUACGGUCCGCUGGACAUGAUCACGCUGGCCGGCGAAAAGGUGGACAUCCACGUGAUGAAGGAUCCCCCCGGGGGAGAGUGGAACUUCCUGGCGACCGAAACUACGGACAAAACCGGAAGAAUCUCCUAUAUUCUACCGGAGGAACGGACUCUUGGCUACGGGAUUUAUCCGGUGAAAAUGGUUGUGCGAGGUGAUCACACCUCGGUCGAUUUCUACAUGGCCGUCGUUCCACCGCGGACCGAAUGUGUUGUGUUCAGUAUAGAUGGGUCGUUUACGGCUUCGGUUUCGGUGACCGGUAAGGAUCCGAAGGUACGCGCCGGUGCCGUAGACGUUUGUCGCCACUGGCAGGAGUUGGGCUAUCUGCUGAUCUACAUCACCGGCCGGCCGGACAUGCAACAGCAGCGAGUGCUUAGCUGGCUCAGCCAGCAUAACUUCCCGCACGGUUUGGUAUCGUUUGCCGAUGGCUUGUCUACCGAUCCGCUCGGCCACAAGGCUGCCUAUCUGAACACGCUGAUCCAAAGCCACGGUGUGGUGGUCCACCUAGCCUACGGCAGCAGUAAGGAUAUCAGCGUCUACACCAGCAUCGGUCUGAAACCGAAGCAGAUUUUUAUCGUUGGCAAAGUAAGCAAAAAACUGCAAUCACUGGCAACACCCCUCACCGAGGGUUACGCGUCCCACCUAAGUUCCUUGAUCGCUCCGGGAGGAUCCCGACCGGCGCAGGGCAAUGCCCGCAUGGUUAUCCCACGCGGCUGUUUCAACUUACCGGGCCAGCAUCAGUCCAUUCGCCGGCGAAGGUUUGUUCCGAGUUAACUCUAGUGAUCGCUUGCCCGCCCGCCCUUAUGGUUCCGCCGUUUCUGAACCCUCCGGAACAGAUGAUGGCAACCACCACCACCACCACCAAACCACAAAUCAAAAGUUCGUGUGUGUCCUCGCUUUGUCGUUCAGUCACAGUCACCAUUGUGUGAAUGUUCUCGUUCAUAUUACGGUAGUAGGAAGAAAUGCACCUCAAUUCCAGUAGUUCCGUAGCACACAAACUCUGCCUUAGUAGUGCCGGCAGAAAACACGUUCCCGCAACACCUGUCUAGUGCGUGUGUGUGUGUAUCUGUGAUGUUUGUGUGUAAUGUUGCUCCCAUAAACAGUAGUAGCAAUCCCGAUCCGAUUCACCCCACAAAAAAAAACACAGAUAGAUUUGCACCACCCGCGUUUUGUUUGAUGUUGAAUGAAAACCAAACCAAACCAGCCGAAACCUACCCCGAAAAAUGGUAGAUUUUCGUAGAAUCGAUGAUGCCGCAAUAGAACACACACACACACACACACACUGUUUUCACAAUUUCCUUACCACAUUUACAUCACCACCAGCAACGAAGCGGGACUGGCCUCACCGGCGCGCAGUGGAUUCUUGAAACGAAAAACAUAUCUACACUAGGAAGGAAGGAACAGGAGAACAGGAAACACAUUGUGGCAAUAACGACGAACUCUAUGGAAUAUUACACUACAAUCUCAUAACAAAGCAAAAAAAAAAAACAGCUUAUCCGCUACUGCUGCUGCUGGCCUCGUGCGAAUGCGGCAUCAACAUCCUUGUAGUUGUUCUUGGAGGAUGUACAAAUCACGCGUACUCAUCCGAAAAACCAGUGGGAAAGGAAGCGAUUGGAUUCUGUCACUUGGUACCUGGCUCAAAGAAGACUGUCUGUUACGAAUAACGUAAGAACCUGAGAAGAUGAAUUCAGAAGAAGAAAAAGUAAUCGUUCAAUGCAAACUAUUAACAAAGUGAGAAAAAAAAGAAGUAAAUCCAAAGCAAGUAUAAGAAGAACGAAGAAACAAAUCUCGUUGUAAUAACUGCAAGCAUUAGUGCAAAACCUUGUUGACUCGUUACUUUGUGUGUACGUGUACGUGUCUGUUUGUGUGUAAACUGUGUACUAUCUGUACCUAGAAUAUUAUUGUAAGCACUAGAAGAAGCCAACAAAUGAAGAAAAAACCGGAAGAGAGUUCAAAACGGGAGCAGAAAUUACGAGGUAAAUUUUGGCUAACAACUAACUGAACCCCCUCCUCCUUCCCUGAUGAUCCCAUUCCCAUAUGUCCGCCGCAUGCCAGUUGAUAACCACCUGAACCACCAUACUACACUACACAAUUCAAUUGGAUGUUGCUACCUAUUACCUAGUGAUCAUUUGUAGAAAAGGCAAAAAAUUGUAACAAAAAAAACAUCCACUAUUUACGCAAACAGUAAGUGUUAGUGUUCGAUGGCAGAAACAUGAACAAGUAAGAAAAAAAAAACAAAAUCAUAAAUACACAGUGUUAGUAGCCAAAGCUAGUAGGAAGAUUAGAGGAGUAAAGAUCAAGUGCAAGAAAUUCUAAAUAUUUGUUAUUGUUUAGUAUGUAAAGAAAAACUAGUGGUGGGUUAAACCUACCGACAGUUAUUAACUGAAUCUGAAUAGUAGAAAAAUGCAGUAUCAAUCUAGUUUAUUUAAAAUGAUUUUUUUUUUAAUUUUCUUGUAUAGAACCGGUGUUUGAUCAAUUUUUAGUUAAAACUUUGGGUGAUAUUUAUUCCGAUACUCACGAGAUUAUCAAAGAAACAAAUCGAAUUUAUUCUCACGGUGAUUAGUUGCAUAGUUGUUGUUGGGUUAACUAGAAAAAAAUCACUCCACAUUAUACUUUGUGCGGGUGACGGGACGUUUUGGAAUCUCACUCACUGAAAGCAAAUAUUCCCGAAAGCUUGAUCAUGACACUGGAACACACUAUGUUUAUUAUAGUUAAGUCAAACAAAACAGCAUCAAUAGCACCUAAGAAGAACACACUAUCACGCAGCUAACUUAUUAUGCAUCAUGCAGAAUGGACAAUCCUCCUUGCGGCGUAGGCUCGAAUUCGUGUGUCGAACGAAAAACGAAACAGCGUUGUUACGGAAUUUCAGAGUGUUUAACAAAUGAAUGUAACAAAAAAUCGACGAACAAGUCGCAAGAAACCAAACCAUUAAAGAGCAAAAUUCGAUGUUUAAAUAACUAUUUUAGAGCGUAUGCUGCUGAAUAACAAAACAAAAACGAUAAAGCUACUUUUCUUGUUGCAAGAAAAGAAAAAAACAAAAUCAAAUGUUGGUAAAACUGAAAAAGCAACCGUGGCAAACCCAAAAAUAUAUCUCGUGUGAUGUUGUUUCUCCUCAAAGGUAGCGCAAAUAAAAGUGAUCUCUUUUUUUAAAAGCAAAACAAAAAAAACCAAAACACAGUGAUCUAAUUUGGCUAAAUUUAGGAAGCUAAAAAGCAAAACAAAACAAAAAAAGUCUGCGAACUUACUACUGCUAUCAGCAAGGAGAAUCUCAAUUGGAACAAAUUAAAAAAAAAAAAAGAAACAAAAUGCAAGCCACCACAUCAACCGAUUGGCGGUGCAAACUGAAUGGCUGUUCUAAAGUUUUAUUUUUGGAUGCAAGUUCUGAGCAAAACAAAAGAAGAAGAAAAAAACAAAACAAGAUGAGAUAAAAAUUAUGUAUUUCCUAUUUAAUUCUUCGACACAGAGAAGCAAAACCGAAUGUAUCAAAUAUAAUAAUUGUUGAGAAAUAAGCAAAAAAGAAAUAAAUUUAAAACAAAUG
This is a messenger RNA of Sabethes cyaneus, 7790 nucleotides long. RefSeq names its product protein retinal degeneration B (gene rdgB). Gene Ontology annotation, molecular function: metal ion binding; phosphatidylinositol transfer activity; phosphatidylcholine binding. NCBI's taxonomy places the organism in Eukaryota, Metazoa, Arthropoda, Insecta, Diptera, Culicidae. The record is from RefSeq and is a predicted model, not a curated record. Gene Ontology annotation, cellular component: cytoplasm. Gene Ontology annotation, biological process: phospholipid transport. The transcript has 9 exons. The coding region runs from base 1274 to 5026 and encodes 1250 amino acids.